Molecule: messenger RNA, 1606 nt
Organism: Diorhabda carinulata
Lineage: Eukaryota; Metazoa; Arthropoda; Insecta; Coleoptera; Chrysomelidae
Product: putative inorganic phosphate cotransporter
Exons: 8
Coding region: 132-1565 (477 amino acids)
Biological process (GO): monoatomic anion transport; transmembrane transport
Cellular component (GO): plasma membrane
Molecular function (GO): transmembrane transporter activity
Source: RefSeq, a predicted model, not a curated record
AUCGGAUCGAUUUUAAAUUAUAAUGUUUAACUUCAUAAAUAUACAAAUGAAAUAAUUCUACUCAAUUGCGUGCAAGCUGCAGAUCAUGCAGCAUUUUGUUUUGGGUAGAAGAUAAAAAUCGAUCGGUAAUUAUGGACAAGGAAACUGAAAACAAGGUAGAACAUAAAAAGAAUGUUAAAUUGCCGCGCUUUGGUAUGCGACACCAGCAAGUCAUUUGUUUGUUUCUACUUGUGGUUUCUGCUAUUUCUAUGAGAGUACAAUUGUCAGUGGUAAUUGUAGCUAUGCUAGAUCCAAAUGCUUCAUCAAACCCAGAUAUACGGACAUUUGAUUGGAAUAACAAAAAUGUCGUCUUAUCAUCAUUUUUUUGGGGCUAUAUUACCCUUCAGUUGUUCGCUGCGGAUUGGGCAAGAACGUACGGCGCUAAGCCGUUUCUGUUAGUUGCGAUGACAAUUAAUGCAACUGCUGUAGCCUUGGUUCCAAUAUUGGCAGAUAAGUUCCAAUCAUAUGGAGUUAUGGCAUCCAGAGUAAUUCAAGGAAUGUGUCAGGGAUUUGUAUUUCCGUCAGUAAGCACUUUACUUGGUAGAUGGUGUCACAUUUCAGAAAGAUCGAGACUAGGUAGCUGGUGCUUGUCAGGUGCAGCAUUUGGUACCAUUAUUAGUUUGUUCACUAACGGUCUUAUCGCUUCUUCACAACUGGGUUGGCCAUUUUGUUUUUAUAUUUAUGGUGCGAUAGGAUAUUUAUGGGUCUUAUUGUUUCUAUUUUUGGGAUCUAGUUCUCCGGCUCAAUGUAGUAGAAUUUCAAAAGAGGAAAAAGAAUACAUUGAGAGCUCUACUAAGAUCAAGGUGAACAAAAUUCAAGUACCGUGGAAAAGUAUUCUUACAACUAGACCAGUUUGGAUAUUGAUGUUCGCCCAAGUUGGCCAAAUUUGGGGUUACAACACGCUUAUAACAGAAAUUCCCAAUUAUAUGAAGGCGGUCAUGUUAUUCGAUAUGAAAUCGAAUGGAGCAUUGUCAUCUGCACCUUAUAUUGCUAGCUUCUUCUGUAAUUUUGGUUUUGGAUUUCUUGCAGAUUAUCUAAUUAACCAUAAAUAUCUUACGAGGACUGCUACUAGGAAGUUAUUCAAUUCGAUAUCUGGUAUAGGAGCAGGUACAUCUCUACUGAUUCUUAGCUUUUUACCAGCCAGUGCUAGAAUCCCGUCUGUUUUUAUGUUAGUGAGCGCAGUUGGAAUUCAAUCUGCAGCAACUGGAGGAUAUAACUUGAACCACAUAGAUUUGUCUCCAAAUUUUUCAGGCACACUUCAAGCUAUGUGUAAUAGUGUUGGUAGUGCACUUUCUAGUUUUGCACCUAUAUUAGUACAAUUAAUUGUUACUGACGAUGGUAAUAAAUCACAGUGGCAGAUAGUUUUCAUUGUAGCUGCUAUGGCAUAUAUUAUACCGAGUAUUGCGUUCGCAAUGUUUGCGUCUGGAAAAAGACAGAAAUGGGAUGGUUCUAAAGAGGUUGACGAGAAAACAUUAUCAGAAGUUAUAGCUAGAAAAGCAUCUGUAUGGUCAGUCAUGUCUGUAUAGUAUUUAUAUAAGAAUAUAUUAUUUAUUGUAUUUUGUAGAAA